Sceloporus undulatus (fence lizard) is the source of this 2818-nucleotide messenger RNA. It is a transcript of the gene DLST, whose product is annotated as dihydrolipoamide S-succinyltransferase. The record is from RefSeq and is a predicted model, not a curated record. Gene Ontology annotation, biological process: tricarboxylic acid cycle. The coding region runs from base 309 to 1505 and encodes 398 amino acids. The transcript is spliced from 16 exons. Lineage: Eukaryota; Metazoa; Chordata; Lepidosauria; Squamata; Phrynosomatidae. Gene Ontology annotation, cellular component: oxoglutarate dehydrogenase complex. Gene Ontology annotation, molecular function: dihydrolipoyllysine-residue succinyltransferase activity.
CAGCCCACUUCCGGCCUGCGCCGGGCCUGCUUCCGGUGCGCGCCUGGGGCUGCUCAACCUUCCUCCUCCUUCGCGAUGCAGCUGCUGCUCUCUGUGGCUCGGGCUCGCUGCCUCCACCGGGUGCUGGGCCGGUCCCUCUGCGGCAUUCGGCAGGGGAACUGUCCACAAGGGAAGCGUUCACUCUCUGGUGUCUUUCGAUGCCCAGGGCUGGCUUAUGCCAACAGCAGGAAGCAUUUGGCAAGUGAAACAUUUGCAUUACUUCAGUUUGGAGAUGGGCAGCUCUGAAAAGCUCUGGGUAAAUAGCACCCAUGUCUUUCUCUGUCCGUUAUUUCAGAAGCACUGCUGUAUGCCGGGAGGAAGUUGUUACAGUGAACACACCAGCUUUUGCAGAAUCAGUCACAGAGGGAGAUGUCAGGUGGGAGAAAGCUGUGGGAGAUACAGUUGCAGAAGAUGAAGUGGUAUGUGAGAUUGAAACAGACAAGACAUCUGUACAGGUUCCAGCUCCGGCAGCUGGUGUAAUUGAAGCACUUCUGGUCCCUGAUGGAGGGAAAGUAGAAGGAGGUACACCUUUGUUUAAACUCAGGAAAACUGGAGCUGCACCUGCCAAGGCCAAACCAGCAGCAGCCCCUGCACCAGAGCCUGCAGCCCCUGUGGCACCUCCUCCUGCAGCACCGAUUCCCACUGCAAUGCCUCCAGUGCCCCCCGUGUCAGCACUCCCUGUUGAUGCUAAACCAGUGUCUGCAGUAAAGCCAACUCCCGCAGCUGCUCCUAGUGUGGAACCUGGUGUCAGCAAAGGUGCCAGAUUGGAACAAAGGGUGAAGAUGAAUCGGAUGCGUCAGCGCAUUGCUCAGCGCCUCAAAGAGGCUCAGAAUACAUGUGCCAUGCUGACAACGUUCAAUGAAAUUGAUAUGAGUAACAUCCAAGAAAUGAGAGCCCGGCACAGGGACAGUUUCCUAAAGAAGCACAACAUGAAACUGGGCUUUAUGUCUGCCUUUGUGAAAGCUUCAGCCUUUGCCUUGCAAGAACAACCCGUUGUCAAUGCAGUGAUCGAUGAUACAACCAAAGAGAUUGUAUACAGGGAAUAUGUAGAUAUCAGUGUUGCAGUGGCCACUCCUAGGGGUCUUGUGGUUCCUGUCAUCAGAAAUGUAGAAACAAUGAAUUUUGCUGAUAUUGAGCGAGCAAUCAAUGAACUAGGAGAGAAGGCCCGCAAGAAUGAGCUUGCCAUUGAAGAUAUGGAUGGUGGUACAUUCACUAUCAGUAAUGGUGGUGUAUUCGGGUCCCUGUUUGGAACGCCUAUCAUCAACCCUCCUCAGUCUGCUAUCCUGGGCAUGCAUGGCAUCUUUGACAGACCUAUUGCUGUUGGAGGCAAAGUUGAGGUGCGACCAAUGAUGUUUGUAGCCCUGACCUACGAUCAUCGUUUGAUUGAUGGUAGAGAGGCAGUGACUUUCCUGCGUAAGAUCAAGGCCGUGGUGGAAGAUCCUCGGGUGCUGUUGCUUGACCUGUAAAUUGGCAGCAGCAUAUCUCCCUCACUCUCCCCAGCCAGCAGAGGAAGUAUCUAGCACCAACAGACAGAAUAGAGGACUGUGAGGAAUCAGCAGGGCUUCAUUCCAGCAGCAGCCUCCUCAUCAUAGUGGCAGGAGGUGCUUUGAAGGGAACCCUCAGGGUACCGUGCUACCUACUUUUCCUGCCUCUUCCAAAGAUAAUUCAUUUUCUUCCCUAAGGCAGACAGUUUUCAUGAGUACAGGUGUAACCUACCAUUCCCCUCGACUUCUCACGCCAAAUAGAUCUAACAUCACCUCUCUCCUAAAAUGUCGUGGGAAUAGAAGCUGUCUCCUGUUUAGCUGCAUCUUCUUUCCCAAGCUGGUGUUGCACAGAAUUUCUGCUUUAAUUCACUAUUAGCCAUGCAGGCUAUUAGAGAGAGGAAGGGUUGCUGGUGGGUCUCUGCUUCAUCUGAAAGCUUUAGCUCUUGUAAGCGAAGCUGGCCUGGAAACCUGUAAAGUGACUCUAUUGCAGUGCCUGGUCUUCUAUACCUCCAGCAAUGGAGAGGAGAUCUUUAAUCUAGCCACCUUGUGGUUGCUUGACCUUAGCAAAAGUGAGGCACUUCUAAGGGUUUCUGACUCCCUUGUCAUUUUCUACGCCCUGUGCUUGCCAAGAGGCAGUGUUAAGGACUGUUUUCACAGAUUUUCCUCCAACCUAGUCCCUUCAAGAACAAGAAAAUGGCAGUGACAAAUCCAGAUGUUCUUCUCUUUUGUUCUACCCUAAUAGGGCCAAAUUGGUGUCUGUCAGGGCCAGGUUAAACUGAUUUUCAGAGAUUAGGGGGAGGAAACAGCCCUCUACAGCUGUCCUGUAUUCCAUCUAAUACUCAGAUGAUGACUUCAUCAACUUCUUGUCUGCAGCAGUUUGAUCUGAUUAUGGGAUAAAGUAUGUUGGGACUGGACUUGUCACAUGUGGCAUGUAUCUAAACCCAAGACUGCUGGUUCAUGGGGAUAUAUCCUUAGUACAUUAGGCGCACAUGUAUUGUUGAGUGAGAGGGUUGCUAGUGCCUGCAGGGUUUAUUACUCUUGUCGCCGCACAGAACUUGUAAUUAAAGUAUUUAAUGGACAGAUUUUAAACAAAAUAAAACAAGGAAAUUACAUGUGUGCAUGUGAAUGAGACAUGGAUGUGUGUGUGUGUGUAUGUGUGUGUUGGGGGAGUUGGAUUUAAAGGAGGACAGUAAUAAACUCCAAAAUAUGUUUCAACUAAUAAGCAUAAAGGAAAAAAUAUGAGCUGAUUUUAUUUUGGCCAUUCUUAGUAGAGGAAAUAAACUCUUGAUACCUCA